This is a messenger RNA of Lolium rigidum, 2070 nucleotides long. Its product is annotated as protein CHUP1, chloroplastic-like. The coding region runs from base 525 to 1880 and encodes 451 amino acids. Gene Ontology annotation, cellular component: chloroplast outer membrane. Lineage: Eukaryota; Viridiplantae; Streptophyta; Magnoliopsida; Poales; Poaceae. Gene Ontology annotation, biological process: chloroplast organization. The record is from RefSeq and is a predicted model, not a curated record. The transcript has 8 exons.
UAGUGGCUUACUGGUCGAAGUAUUUGUGUACUGACACAUAAGACUAAUGUGCACUUUGGGAGUUUGGGUGGCUUUGGUUGGGUUGGUUGUUCAGUGAUGUGAAGGGGGAAUGUUGAGACACUCCACCAACAGCUAGCUAGCUGGGCAUAUUUCUUUUUUUAUAUACAGAUAUAAGAUUGUGGCAUUGAAUUGUGGGUCCUCAGUUUGAUCCAAAUGUCACACCUACUUUCCCACUAUCAAGCAUUCUGUUCUUGGCAUCUAUAAGUGGCAGCACCUCUGCACUGUUAUGCUAUCAAAUUAUUUCCUCUGGAGCUGCUUGUCUCUUGCAUCCUGCAAAACAAGUCAACAAGGAGCUGAGCUGUGCUGAUUCCACAAUCCACAUGCUGCAUGCCAACAUAUAUUGUCACUGCCAACCACCCAGGCAGCACCUUCCUUUCUGACACUAAGUAGUAUUCAGUUCAGGUCGCAAGACAACAAUUAAGACUAGACCACUACCUAGGCUGCUCCUUGGAUUCACACAGACGAUGAAGCAGCCGGUGCUGGGCAAUGGCCAUGGUGGCAGGAUCUCCUCGCCUUCGGUGGCGGCACGAACCAGGGUUCCGAGAGCGGCAGCAGCACCCAUCAAAGAAGCUUCUUCGUCUCCAGCUCCAGCACCAGCCACUCCUCCUCGAGCGAGGAGGCUUGUGAGGGUGAGCAGCAAGGAGGAGAGGGUGGUCACUCCUGCAACUGCAAAGCCAAAGAGGCACAAGGAGGAUUCCGAGGAGGAGACGCGCAAGCUGCGUGGGGAGGUGGAGGCCCUAAGGAAGGAGGUGGAGAGGCUGCAGCUGCUCAACACUGAGCUGGAGUGCGACAAGAGCGACCUCACGCACCAGCUUGCUCUUGCUCGCUGCACCAUCACCCGGCUUCAGGAGCAGCAUGACAUCCAUAAGGCACAGACUGUUGCGGCGCAACGAAGCAACCAAAAGGAUGAUGCAAUGAGCAGACCACAGCCUCCGAAGCCCCCCUCACCGCCACCUCCACCACCACCUAGUAGUAAAAUCCUGGGAAGAGCCCCAGCACCGCCGCCUCCACCGCCGCAACAUGGCAAGAUAAGCACAGUGAACAAGGCAACCGCAUUGGUCGAGAUGUACAACUCCCUGAACAAGCGCGAUACCAAGAAAGCUGUGGCUGUCAGUGCCGCCCAUCAUAACAGCAUUGUUGGCGAGCUGCAGAACCGUUCCACGCACUUGUUGGCGAUCAAAACGGAUGUUGAAACAAAAGGAGAGUUGAUCAAUGGUCUCAUAAACAAAGUUCACACUAACACUUACACCGAUGUGGAGCAAGUGUUGACCUUUGUUGAUUGGCUUGAUCAACAACUUUCAACUCUGUCGGAUGAGACAGGCGUGUUGAAGCACUUCAGCUGGCCGGAGAAGAAAGCCGAUGCACUCCGGGAAGCCGCAUUUGAAUACCGGGAUCUCAAGUGCGUUGUAACAGAGGUCUCUUCCUUGAGUGUCGAUGAUGGCAGCCCUACCUCCUGUGAGGCUACUCUGAGGAAGAUAUCGAGCUUACUAGAUAAGCUGGAGAAGAGCAUGAAGAGAUUGUUGAGUCUUAGGAGCUCGGCGAUGCCGUGCUAUAAACAGUUUGGAAUUCCGACUGAGUGGAUGCUCGAUUCAGGGAUUGCUUCGAAGAUAAAGGUGGCGUCAGUAGUACUUGCAAAGGUGCACAUGAAGAGAGUCCUCAAGGAAAUAGUGGCAGAUACAGGAGGAGGGAACACGGCUGCUCUCGUUGCUCAGAGCGUGCGCUUCACAUAUAGGGUUCACCAGUUUGCGGGAGGACUCGACAGUGAAGCCAUGCGCGCUUUUGAGGAGCUAACGCAACGGUCUCAGUUGACUACUGCUUAGCUAGAUGAAAUAUGAUGAAUGAGAUGAAAUGAUAGUAAUUUCUCAGAGUACAAGCUAGAUACCGUGAUUUUUGUAUAUAGUCUUGGUUUAUUUGAGCUGAUCAAUAAGUGUAAUUUGUAUUACACUGGCUCAUGCCAAUCUCGGGAACAAGUGAUGGAGAGACAUACUGUAGAUCAUUUCAGUUCCGUUU